CCCAGCCGCCUCCUCCAGCCGCUCCGCCAGCUGCAGCCGCCCGUCCGCCCGCCGCGCCAGCCCGCCCGCUGCAGCCCCCCGAAGCACCCGCCGCCGCCGCAGCAUGAGAGAGAUCGUGCACAUCCAGGCGGGCCAGUGCGGCAACCAGAUCGGAGCCAAGUUCUGGGAGGUGAUCAGCGAUGAGCACGGUAUAGACCCCAGUGGGAACUAUGUUGGUGACUCCGACCUGCAGCUGGAAAGGAUCAGUGUCUACUACAAUGAAGCCUCCUCUCACAAAUACGUCCCUCGCGCUAUCCUGGUGGACCUGGAGCCUGGCACCAUGGACAGUGUUCGCUCAGGUGCUUUUGGGCACCUCUUCAGACCGGACAACUUCAUCUUUGGUCAAAGUGGUGCUGGGAACAACUGGGCCAAGGGCCAUUACACAGAAGGUGCUGAGCUGGUAGAUUCUGUCCUGGAUGUGGUGAGAAAGGAAUGUGAGAACUGCGACUGUCUACAGGGGUUCCAACUCACUCACUCCCUAGGUGGGGGCACAGGGUCCGGCAUGGGAACCCUCCUUAUUAGCAAAGUACGUGAAGAAUACCCAGACCGGAUCAUGAACACUUUCAGUGUGGUGCCUUCCCCAAAAGUGUCUGACACUGUGGUGGAACCCUACAAUGCUACAUUGUCCAUCCACCAGCUGGUGGAAAACACGGACGAGACAUACUGCAUUGACAACGAAGCCCUCUACGACAUCUGCUUCAGGACCCUCAAGCUGGCCACGCCCACCUAUGGGGACCUCAACCAUCUGGUUUCUGCCACCAUGAGUGGUGUCACCACCUCCCUGAGAUUUCCGGGGCAGCUCAAUGCUGACCUUCGCAAGCUGGCCGUCAACAUGGUACCUUUUCCUCGCCUUCACUUCUUCAUGCCUGGCUUCGCUCCUCUGACAGCCCGUGGGAGCCAGCAGUAUCGAGCCCUAACAGUGCCCGAGCUCACCCAACAGAUGUUUGAUGCCAAGAACAUGAUGGCGGCCUGCGAUCCCCGCCAUGGUCGUUAUCUCACCGUGGCCACCGUCUUCAGAGGCCGCAUGUCCAUGAAGGAGGUGGAUGAGCAGAUGUUGGCCAUCCAGAGCAAGAAUAGCAGCUAUUUUGUGGAGUGGAUCCCCAACAAUGUCAAGGUGGCAGUGUGUGACAUCCCUCCCCGGGGCCUGAAGAUGUCCUCAACCUUCAUUGGCAACAGCACAGCCAUCCAGGAGCUCUUCAAGCGCAUCUCGGAGCAGUUCACUGCCAUGUUCCGGCGUAAGGCCUUCCUUCACUGGUACACCGGCGAGGGCAUGGAUGAGAUGGAGUUCACAGAGGCCGAGAGCAACAUGAACGACCUUGUCUCAGAGUACCAGCAGUAUCAGGAUGCUACAGCUGAAGAGGAAGGAGAGAUGUAUGAAGAUGAUGAAGAGGAAUCUGAAGCCCAGGGCACCAAGUGAGGGGCAGCAGGCCAUGGGCAGUGCUUGGUUCCUCCAAUGAGGGCUGAGCAGUGACACAGCCCUGCCAUUCAUCACCGCUACUCAUUUGCUGAGUUUGUAGGCAACCAGCUUCUAGCUGCUUCUGAUACAAGGGUUCCAAAACUUAAAAGCUGUUCAGUAUUUAACCUUCUUGUUCUCCUCCCCCCCACCCCCCAGUUUCCUCUCCUCUGCCCCAAGUCUUAUGAGUUAGUACAGCUCCCUCUCCCCAUGACUUUGAUAACUUCAAGGGCCCUGGUCUUUAUUUUUUACUGGUCUGUGUCUAUUUUUAUGUUUUGGAAUACUUAAUAAAUCUAUUGCUGUCCAGCA
Messenger RNA from Rhineura floridana, 1801 nucleotides. It is a transcript of the gene TUBB3, whose product is annotated as tubulin beta 3 class III. Lineage: Eukaryota; Metazoa; Chordata; Lepidosauria; Squamata; Rhineuridae. The transcript is spliced from 4 exons. Bases 104 to 1456 code for a protein of 450 amino acids. Gene Ontology annotation, molecular function: structural constituent of cytoskeleton; GTP binding; GTPase activity. Gene Ontology annotation, biological process: axon guidance; microtubule cytoskeleton organization; mitotic cell cycle. The record is from RefSeq and is a predicted model, not a curated record. Gene Ontology annotation, cellular component: microtubule; cytoplasm.